UCUCCAUUCCCAUAACUUUUUCUCUCUUCUUAUCACAUCAACCAAAUCAUGAGGAGCAUUUGUGUUGUGCUUGUUAUCUCUUUGCCUUUCCUUCUCGGCAUUGCCCAGGGUUUCGAUUUCCACGACAAGGAUUUAGCGUCGGAGGAUAGUUUGUGGGAUCUAUACGAGCGCUGGCGGAGCCACCACACGGUUUCCAGGAGUCUCGACGAGAAACACCGGAGGUUCAAUGUGUUCAAGCAGAAUGUUUUGCAUGUUCACAACACCAACAACAAGGACAAACCUUACAAGUUGAAGAUCAACAAGUUUGCUGAUAUGACCAACCACGAAUUUAGGAAUGCUUACGCUAGUUCCAAGAUUAAACAUCAUAAGAUGUUCCAAGGAAAGUCCCGUGGCGCCGGGAGUUUCAUGUACGAGAACGUCGACCGUGUCCCGCCGUCCGUUGAUUGGCGACAGAAAGGUGCCGUCACUGCUGUUAAGGAUCAAGGCCAGUGUGGUAGUUGCUGGGCAUUUUCAACAGUUGUAGCAGUUGAGGGAAUCAAUCAAAUUAAAACCAAUAAAUUAGUAUCAUUAUCGGAGCAAGAAUUGAUAGAUUGCGACACUGAAGAAAACCAAGGUUGCAAUGGUGGUUUAAUGGACAUUGCAUUCGAUUUCAUUAAGAAGAAAGGUGGGAUCACUACUGAGUCCAAUUACCCUUACCAAGCUAAUGAUGGAAGUUGCGAUGCUGCCAAGGUGAAUUCUCCGGCAGUGGCUAUCGAUGGGCACGAGAAUGUGCCAGCUAACGACGAGGAUGCUCUGCUUAAAGCUGUUGCAAACCAGCCGGUUUCAGUGGCUAUUGAUGCUGGGAGUAUGGAUUUCCAGUUCUACUCCGAGGGGGUAUUCACGGGAGAAUGUGGGACAGAGCUGAACCAUGGGGUAGCAGCAGUGGGGUAUGGAACAACCUUGGAUGGAACCAAGUACUGGAUAGUGAAGAACUCAUGGGGAGCGGAAUGGGGUGAGAAAGGUUACAUAAGGAUGGAACGUGGGAUCAGAGACAAACAAGGACUGUGUGGUAUAGCAAUGGAGGCUUCAUAUCCCAUCAAGAACUCAUCCUCUAAUCCUACUGGACCUUCAUAUUCUCCCAAGGAUGAACUCUAAACAUAAAUUAUAGCUUUCCUUUCAAAUGUGUUGUUUUUUCUGUGUUUCCAAAAGUUGUAUCACGCAACAUAUGAUCAUGAUUGAAUAAUCAAUAAUAUACUUCAAUUUGGUUUCAA
Gossypium raimondii (Peruvian cotton) is the source of this 1250-nucleotide messenger RNA. RefSeq names its product vignain. The record is from RefSeq and is a predicted model, not a curated record. The transcript has 2 exons. Gene Ontology annotation, molecular function: cysteine-type endopeptidase activity. Lineage: Eukaryota; Viridiplantae; Streptophyta; Magnoliopsida; Malvales; Malvaceae. Bases 49 to 1134 code for a protein of 361 amino acids. Gene Ontology annotation, cellular component: lysosome.